Molecule: messenger RNA, 1950 nt
Organism: Scophthalmus maximus (turbot)
Lineage: Eukaryota; Metazoa; Chordata; Actinopteri; Pleuronectiformes; Scophthalmidae
Gene: fancl
Product: FA complementation group L
Exons: 14
Coding region: 277-1392 (371 amino acids)
Biological process (GO): interstrand cross-link repair; protein monoubiquitination
Cellular component (GO): nucleus; Fanconi anaemia nuclear complex
Molecular function (GO): ubiquitin protein ligase activity
Source: RefSeq, a predicted model, not a curated record
GUGUGUUUCCUGGAGGGAUGUUGACUUUUCUAACCACUAUGCUAAUGCUAGCGGAAAACCACAGAGACAUCUUAUCCGUUUGAGUUGUUUAUCCACCUACUCGCGUGAAUUAUCUCAGCGCGCGCGUUUGCUCGCGCGCGAACGAGUUGUUUCAAAGUCGUUAGGUCGCCGCUAUCGCGUGAGGCUUGCUAGCGUUAGCUAAGGAAGCACCGCCCGCCCGCCUCCGCCCGCCUCCGCCCCCCUCACCGGUGUAACCUGUGACUGGAAGUUUCACCGAUGGACAGUUCGCUGGUUAAAGACAACCCGUUACUUUUACCGCUCAACGCCGAGCGAACUGUCUACGACGGGUUUGUCACCGUCCAGGAACGAGACUUCAGACUGAGAAUCCUGCUGCCACCAGAUCGUCAGCUCAAACGGGCAAAGCUGCAGUGCUGCUGGCUGUUAAAACACCUGUUGCGUGGAUAUGAGCACAUAGUGAAGCAGAGGCUGCAGCAGUCGGCCGAUCUUGUCACUUUCUUGCUGGAGCUGAAGACGGUCUUGGAAGUGGGUCUGAAGAGCCGCCCUGAGUGCAGCUCCAUCCCACCUCCGCAGUAUUACUCGCAGCUCAUCGCGGAGAUGGAGACCCUCGGGUGGAACAAGCUGCUUUUCAUAGACACAGAAUUACGAACAUUGAGACUGAAGGCGGAGGACUCCUCUGGACGGCAGCACAUUCUCACUAUUAAACUCAAGUCUAAGCACCCUGCGGAGGCGCCCGAAUGCUCAGCCGACCUGCCACUCCCUCUGGCUACAACAUGGACACCACAGAGUACUCUGCAGCAGCUCCACGACCAGUUCCUGGUGGUUUUGGAGUCCCUGACGGAGUUCUGGGACGUCCUGGAAGAGGUCGACGGCAACACCUGGAUUCUGGAGCCAGAAAAACCCAGUCGGUCCGACACCAUGAGGCGGAUCGCCAUCGGAAACAACGUAUCCAUUAAAGUGGAGGUGGAUCCCAGACACCCCAAGAUGCUGCCUGAGUGCUGCCUGCUGGGAGCCGAGCACGUUGUGACUCCGCUGAGGAAUAAACUCAACGCCAACAUGCACUUGUGGAACCCGGACUCCAGCGUCUUGCGCAACCUCCGGGAUGUUUUGGAGAUUGAAUUCCCAUCACCUGCCACCCACGAAAAAUCUGAUUUCAGCACUGAGUGUGGGAUUUGUUACUCCUAUCGUCUUGAGGCUGCGAUUCCUGAUCAAGUGUGUAACGAUCCUCGCUGUGGCCAACCCUUCCAUCAGGCCUGUUUAUAUGAGUGGCUGCGAGCGCUGCCCUCCAGCAGGCAGAGCUUCAGCACUGUUUUUGGAGAGUGUCCUUACUGCAGCAAGCCCAUUACUGUGAAGAUGUCGGCCCAGACGUCCUGAAAAGAGGCAUUGACUUCCUCUCAGCUCCGUCUCCACUUUGAGGAGAAGACGGUAGCAAAACCGGUCAAACUCUUAGUCGUCUUCAUGAAAAGGGUUUAAAUUCCCUUUGGCAAACUCCGAGGAACCAACCACCCAAGAAAAGGGAGACGCCGACAAAGACGAACCAGUGCAGCAGUCCUUUCCUCUGUGUGGGACUUGCUGCCCCUCCUGCACCCGUGAGAGCCGACCUUCCCCAGUCACCAGAGCCGUACGUGGUACUGUCCCACCACUGCUCCUGGCUGCAGGCUUCUCUGUGGCUGUGCAGCCGCUCAUCCCACCUUCCCCUGCUGUCCCAGUGUGUUUGGCUCUUACUGUCACAGCUCGGGCGUACGUGUUGUCUCCCUUGCAGGCCGACACCUCGCUCCUCAGUCGGGACGUCCCGUUUCCUGGAAGUCCUUUUGUUUUCGGCUUUCUGUUAGAGAGGAUAAUCCAAGUGUUUGCUCUUUUAGAACUAGCAAUAACAAGAACUGUUCUGCUGUGCUAUGUGAAAACCUUUAAAAUAAACAUGUGAAAGAAAAA